Molecule: messenger RNA, 929 nt
Organism: Coffea eugenioides
Lineage: Eukaryota; Viridiplantae; Streptophyta; Magnoliopsida; Gentianales; Rubiaceae
Product: mediator of RNA polymerase II transcription subunit 21-like
Exons: 2
Coding region: 230-652 (140 amino acids)
Biological process (GO): regulation of transcription by RNA polymerase II
Cellular component (GO): mediator complex
Molecular function (GO): transcription coregulator activity
Source: RefSeq, a predicted model, not a curated record
AAUUGGAGACCAACCAUAUGCUUGCCAGUAUAUAAGUAGUACUACCCAAGUUACUAGCUGGAUUUCUCCCCAAAAAUCCACAAUCGCAGCAGUCCAUCAGCCAAAGUUUUAAGCCACCAAAAGGCUUUCAGAAUUUGCAGAUUUUGCAUCUAUCCACAACCCAAUAGAAUCCAGCUCUCGAACCAUAUAAAGUUCGAAACUUUAAGAAUUGCAGGUCUCAAAAUUGAAGAUGGAUAUAAUAUCCCAACUGCAAGAACAGGUGAACACAAUCGCAGGCCUUGCCUUCAAUACCUUUGGGACACUUCAAAGGGAUGCUCCUCCAGUUAGGUUGUCUCCUAAUUAUCCAGAACCUCCAGCUAAUCCUCCUAGUGCUGCGGAGGAUGCAGCUAGCCUUGCUGAGCAACCGAAGCUCAUGAGUGCUGCACUUGUCAAGGCUGCCAAGCAGUUUGAUUUGUUGGUGGCUGCCCUUCCGUUAGCUGAGGGAGGCGAAGAAGCUCAACUGAAAAGAAUUGCAGAACUUCAGGCUGAAAAUGAUGCCGUAGGCCUAGAACUGCAAAAACAACUGGAAGCUGCGGAGAAUGAAUUAAAGCAAGUGCAGGAGUUGUUCAGGCAAGCAACAGACAACUGCUUGAACUUAAAGAAACCAGAUUGAAGGCUACGCAAAUUUUCAUUAUAAUCGUGAUGAACAUUUUUGUAGCAAUCUGUUCAGCAGCUUUGCACCCUGCUCAUUAGAACAUCCAUUCCUCUUUUGUAGCUUAUAUUGUCCUUUUUUAGAAGGUUCAGGAUUUUGUCUGUCAUGAUGUAUUAGAGGAUAAUUAGUAUGGAGGAUGGGGUAUUUGCAGAUCAACUUGUAAUGUGAUUGUGUCAUAAGCAAAUCAUUUUAGGUGUUGGAUCUUAUCCAUCGUCUUGUAACAGACUUUUUUCUGUCA